AUGAGCGGGUUCCUGGAUCUGCCAGCCGAGCUAAUCGAGAUAAUUGGGGACGCAUCAAACACCCAAGGCGACCUUCUGGCUCUAUCCCGAACCUGCCAAUGGUGCUAUAGCAUCCUCAACCCACGGUUGAUCCCGUACAACAUCAGAAACAACCAAAGCUCCGGUCUUCGCCAGGCAGCUCGUCUAGGCGACCUGCAUCUCGCCUGGCGGUUCCUCUGCCGUAAAGGAGCUGACAUUAAUAGCAAAGUCACCCAUCGGGAUGGUACCUUUGAAACGCCUCUACUUAUUGCCAUGGAGCACAGUAACGAAGACAUGAUCCUGCUGUUGCUUGACCACGGAGCAGACCCAGAAAUGGGCGCCAGGGAGUACAGUCCCGGGAUAUUCUUCGAAGCCUGCGCAACUGGCAAGCUCCAAGUUAUGCGCAAGCUCGUGGAAAUGGGAUGCGUGAAUGACUUUCGCAGAUUUCCCCUGUCCUAUUUCACAGUGACAAGCCUGCCCAUGCUUGAGAUACUCCUGGAGUGUUUCGACGCACAGGACCCCAGCCCUGAUGGAGAACAGCUUUCCCAGAUGCUUUUCGACGCGGCGUCUGAUGGUGCUGUAGACAUCGUUCAAGCGCUACUCGAUAGGGGCGUCCCUGCUAAUCCGAGCGGAACUUUGGUGUCUGCAUCACGAGCGCCGUUAUACGGUGCUAUCUUGGGUGAGUCUCCUGAGGUUGCCAACCUUCUUCUGCAGAAUGGGGCGGACUUGUGCUAUGAUAUUCAGGACCUCAGGCGGAUUUGCAAUGACUUCUGGCCAUGUUGGGCUCUUCGACUAGAUAAUGAGCGUAAACGCCGACGACAUGAAGUACUGGAGCUUCUGCGGUUGGCCACUGCUUCCGUUCCUGAUCAUGUUGAUCGUGCUGUAGUGCGAGAGAUGAUUCAAUCUCUCAAGGUCUGA
Messenger RNA from Aspergillus puulaauensis, 936 nucleotides. Its product is annotated as ankyrin repeat domain-containing protein. The coding region runs from base 1 to 936 and encodes 311 amino acids. NCBI's taxonomy places the organism in Eukaryota, Fungi, Ascomycota, Eurotiomycetes, Eurotiales, Aspergillaceae. Gene Ontology annotation, molecular function: protein binding. The transcript has a single exon. The record is from RefSeq and is a predicted model, not a curated record.